This is a messenger RNA of Musa acuminata AAA Group (dessert banana), 990 nucleotides long. RefSeq names its product GTP-binding nuclear protein Ran1B-like. The transcript is spliced from 8 exons. Lineage: Eukaryota; Viridiplantae; Streptophyta; Magnoliopsida; Zingiberales; Musaceae. Gene Ontology annotation, cellular component: cytoplasm; nucleus. The coding region runs from base 146 to 811 and encodes 221 amino acids. The record is from RefSeq and is a predicted model, not a curated record. Gene Ontology annotation, molecular function: GTPase activity; GTP binding. Gene Ontology annotation, biological process: ribosomal subunit export from nucleus; protein import into nucleus.
ACGAAGCGGAGGGGGGAAGAGAGGCAAAAAGGGAAACUUCCAGCUUAGGGUUUGCCGUGCUGAUGAAAUAUAUACUACCGCGCCCUCUUGCGCUGUUCCUCAUUUCGAUCGGGCUUCCCUUCGGUCCCUCUUCGCGAGCGAUCUCAUGGCGUUGCCGAAUCAGCAGACCGUCGAUUACCCUAGCUUUAAGCUGGUUCUUGUAGGUGAUGGAGGGACCGGGAAAACCACAUUUGUGAAGAGGCAUCUUACUGGUGAAUUUGAGAAGAAGUAUGAGCCUACAAUUGGCGUUGAGGUCCAUCCGUUGGAUUUCUUCACAAACUGUGGGAAGAUCAGAUUUUAUUGCUGGGAUACAGCUGGCCAAGAGAAGUUUGGCGGUCUUAGGGAUGGAUACUACAUCCAUGGUCAAUGUGCCAUUAUCAUGUUCGAUGUCACUGCCAGGUUAACGUACAAAAAUGUUCCAACAUGGCACCGAGAUCUCUGCAGGGUGUGUGAGAGCAUUCCUAUUGUCCUCUGUGGUAACAAGGUCGAUGUGAAGAACAGGCAGGUCAAAGCAAAGCAAGUUACAUUCCACAGGAAGAAGAACCUUCAAUACUAUGAGAUUUCUGCGAAGAGCAAUUAUAACUUUGAGAAGCCCUUCCUUUAUCUUGCUAGAAAACUCGCAGGGGACCCGAAUCUUCACUUUGUUGAAUCACCUGCUCUUGCGCCUCCAGAAGUCCAGAUUGAUCUGGCUGCGCAGCAACAGCAUGAAGCUGAGCUGGCUGCGGCUGCUGCCCAACCCCUUCCUGAUGACGAUGAUGAUGUGUUUGAUUAGAGUUUCUUGGUUCAUGUCUAUAUGCAGUAAGGUCUCAGUCUGUGUAGUUCAUCUCGCGAGGCCCCGUCUUGGAACUAUUUUAGUUUUUUCACCAGCCAUGGAGUUGAACUUUCCACGUUUACCGUUUGAAAAGUCAUGAAGACUAGUUUGAUUAAUUGAUUCAAGACUCUUUCCUUUCA